Molecule: messenger RNA, 1328 nt
Organism: Hymenoscyphus albidus
Lineage: Eukaryota; Fungi; Ascomycota; Leotiomycetes; Helotiales; Helotiaceae
Source: the annotation of a GenBank genome assembly
CACGGCUGCCCAGUGCUCUUCAACCCUGAAGGUUAUUCUACUCGCUACCAACAAGCAUUCUGGCCUCAACCCCUUUGUCAAGUUGCGACUUCUACUACACCACUUGUUAACUUCUCAUCUCGAACCUUCAACCUUCCGCCUACUUAGGUGCUUUACUUUCUGCAGUCUCUCCUUGACCUUUCUUUCCAACUCUAUUUACCCCAAGGCAACCUUAUCGCGGCGCAGUUUACUACCCCCAUCCCAAGAAUUGCAGCCUUGGACAAAAAAACAACCUUUUUUCACCUCUUCCAUCACAAUCAUCAUCAUGAAGUUUUCUUCCGGUGCUAUUCUGGCGCUGCCUCUUCUUGCUGCUGCGUCGCAUCAAGAAAGUCCCCUUGAGCAGGCCAAAGCUCAAGCUCAAUUCUGGUUCGACAAGAUCUCCGCCUACAUUCCGACCCCAAGCAAACCACACACACCGGAGGAGGCAGCAGCCAAGGUUGGGGGAAAGACUGUCAACGUUCUGGCUUUGGAAACUUGGGAGGAGACAAUUCGAUCGAGUGUCAAGCCAACUAGCACAACACCAGAAGAAUGGUGGGUUAUGAUUACUGGAGGAAACAAGACCUGCUUCGGCCAUUGCGGUCAAGCAGAGACUGCCUUCAACGAGACGGCGGCUCUUUGGGCGUUUAACCCAAAUGCGCCAAAUCUCGGAUAUAUCGAUUGCGACGACCAACCAGUUCUCUGUAACAGUUGGGGUGCUGGACCACCAAGUCUCUGGAUUAUGGAAGUUCCAAGUCCCGGUGCACCUGUUGAUAUCCGUAUUAAAUCUUUGAAUGCAACCACCACCGAGGUCAAGACUUUCACCGACCUCCACGCCUCUAAGGACUGGAAGAGCAAGCCUGUUUAUGAAGGCUACUUCCAUCCAUUUGACGGUCCUCUGGCCAAGUAUGGUGUUGCAGUUCCUCUUGGAUAUGUUUUCUGGGGUUUUGCUGUUGUUCCUAGCUGGGUUUUCAUGAUUGGUAUUUCCUUCCUUAGCAGAACCCUUAUGUAAGUUCACAUAUACUCGUUUAUAUUCGAGUGUUAUACUAACAGCAACUAGGAGCUCACGAACCACACCACCACGCCGACCUGCUGAUGCUGCCGCUCCCGGCGCAAGAGUACGUCUUGGAGCUCCUCCAGGAGAUGCGAUGUCAUAGUCAAGUGAUCAACUAAUGCUCGUGUAGUAAACAUUGAUGUAUGGAUGUAAUGGAGGAUGGUGGAAUGUAGAGUGCAGUGAAGAAUAUGAUGGUAAUGCCUAGUAGCACAGAAAUAGCGUUUGACAAAUAUAAUUCCAUUCGGUAUCAAAAACAAAA